AUGAGCCUUCACACCCCAACCCCACUCCUGAAACAGGCAAGGCAGGCUCUGCUGAGAAAUGAGGAAUUGGCCAUCUCUGCUGUGGAACAACUGCCCAUAGAGCUCUGCCCAGGCCUAUUGAAGGAUGCCUUCAAAGGCAGACACACUAGGAUCGUGAAGGCAAUGGUGGCAGCCUGGCCAUUCCCCUGCCUCCCUGUGGGGACAUUGAUGAAGACCCCCAACUUAGAAACCUUCCAGGCUGUACUUGAAGGAGUAGACAUGCAGCUGGCAAGAAACUUUCACCCCAGGUGCCUGAGAAGCCCCUUGAAGACUCUCUCCAUCACUGGCUACAUUCUGUCAGAGUAUGACUUCAAUUAUUUACCCUGUUGUCAACGCCUAUGGUGGCUCAAACAUCUGACCAUAAGCGGUGUGGAAUUAUGGGCUUUAAAUCCCCUGCCUCUCCGACUUCUGCUAGAGACUGUGGCACAUACUCUGCAGUCCCUGGACUUGCAGGGUUGUAGGAUGGAGGACUCUCAGCUCACUGUCCUCAUCCCUGCCCUCAGCCGGUGCACCGAGCUCACGAACAUUAACUUGUAUGACAAUGACUUCUCUGCGCCCAUCCUGAAGGACCUUUUGCUGCACACCGACAACUGGAGCAAGAUUAAUGGGGAGCAAUACCCUGCCCCUAUGGAGUGCUAUGAUGACUCGUGGUGCAUUGACACAGGAAGAUUCCUCCACCUUUGUCCUGAGCUCAUGGAUGCACUCAGGGCCAAGAGGCAGGCCAAAAGAAUCGUCGUGGCUACAAAUAUCUGCCGUCUAUGUGGUGUGCGUUGUGUCUAUGACCUGGGUCCCAGACUUUGUCUUUGCUGGCAGUAA
Cricetulus griseus (Chinese hamster) is the source of this 855-nucleotide messenger RNA. The record is from RefSeq and is a predicted model, not a curated record. Lineage: Eukaryota; Metazoa; Chordata; Mammalia; Rodentia; Cricetidae.